AAAAUUCAUCCAAAGUUUGAUAACCACCCAUCCUUGUUCCACUCCUAAGUUAGAGGCACCCUGAAACCAGCAUCCCCAAAUAAAUGGCAACUUUCCACUCUUGACUUUAUCAGCAGAACCAUGCCCUUCCCGUGCAUGUCUCCCUCUUAGGCUUUGCUGUUUGCUCUCUUAUCUCUCUCUUUUUUUUUUAUCUCUGAUGCAUAACUCUUUUUGUGCUUAGUCCUGUCAUGUUUUCUUUCUCGAACCAUCUUUUCCACAAGACAGUGGAAAGUACAAACUAUGGCUACGGCCUGUGGAAGCCUUCAACACAUAUUUGACAGGCCAUUACCAGAAAGUCCAACUCUACUUGAGCCCUUUCCUUCAUGGAAACAGAUUAAAACCAUGAACCCAAUCCCAGAUUCUUCUUUUGCAGAGAUUUUUGGAGAAGUACAUUUCAAGGAGAAUGAAGUUGUUGAAUCUGUUGAGUCCCCCUCUUCCUCUUCAUCUUCUCUUGAUCUCCCUGCUGAAUCAUCUUCUUGCUCAUCCUCAUCGUCACCGUCAUCGCUGUCCUCUUCAUCAUUGUUGGCAGAUAUAUAUCAACAAAAUAGGAUUGAAAGUCCACUUGACAAGGAGGAUGACAGCAGCAAAAGCCCCGCAUCAAGCUAUUGUCCAACGCCAAGCCACGAGAAAUAUUACAAGCACAGUAAUAGCUUUUCUUCCGUGAAUUCGGAGAGUUUAUCAUUAUGCACGGAGGGUCUUGGAUUUGAAAGCUCUGACGAUGUGGAGGAUUUGGGAAAUGAGACUAGUUUUGACAUUCAGCAGGAGCACCAGCCCCCAGAGGAGAAAAUAUGCUUUUUUAAGGAAUCAAAAAGGUCAAGAACAAUUAAAGGGUCAUUUCCUCCACCAAUUUCUUGUAUAGGAAGGACAGGAAGGCCUUGGGUGUCUUUUAGAUCAUAUAGACAAGACGGCAGGUUUAUUCUUCAGGAGAUUAGAUUUCCGACUCAAGAGUUUCUGCAUGCAUGCAGAGAAGAUGGACGUUUGAGGUUGCAGCUUAUUCAAUCAGAUGAUGAAAUUCUUGAGGGUGAGGAGGAUGAGGAAGAUGAAGAGGAUCAUUAUGAUUCUGAGGAAGUAAAUUUGGAAAACGAUGGUGAUGAUAGCGAUGAUGAGCAUGAGCACCGUUAGAAUAUUGCAGACAGAAGAGAGAUUGAAAGAAAUGAUGCUGGAAAGCAUGUUCUAAUCAGGACCAACAAUAACCAAGAUAGCUCACAAAAUAGGUAGAGAAGCUCCCAGUCUUGUUUGAUUCUUUCUGCAGCCAAAACUUCCAAGUUUGCGGCAUGUUUUUGUGAUCUUAAUUUGGAAAUAAAUAGAAUAUUGAUAUAGGCAGAUGGUGAAUUCACCUUUAGAUUUUCCAGCAGACAAUUUUUGUUUCUUUAUUUUCUCAUUUAUUUCUUUGCAGUAUUUCAUUCUGCCA
Coffea arabica (coffee) is the source of this 1450-nucleotide messenger RNA. RefSeq lists its product as uncharacterized. The record is from RefSeq and is a predicted model, not a curated record. NCBI's taxonomy places the organism in Eukaryota, Viridiplantae, Streptophyta, Magnoliopsida, Gentianales, Rubiaceae.